GCUGAAAAAAAACAAACAGCCUUCACUGCCAGCAUUGUUCUCUGCAACAGAAAAGCAAAACAGGAAACUCAGAGCCCAUUUCCUUUCGAGCCACCUUUGGACUUCAUGUUUGAUCAUUUUCUUCAUCACAUUUGAUUUCAAAAAAUCUAGCUGGGACAAUGUUUAUUCAUUUUAUUCUUCUGGUUUCCUACUCACUUACUUUUCUGUGCACCCACCAAGUGUCCAGCUUUGAUCCUAGCUGCACAGAGUUUCCUGUGUUCACUCCAUCUGCACUGGUAGUGAAGUACGGUGACCCAGCCAAUGUUACAUGUGAUGCAUGUCAGAAGGACUGCAGGGGAGAUUCUUUUGGUUUGGAGACACCUGUAGGAGAAGUUAGACAAAAUGGAACCACGAUGAUCUGGACGGUUGACAGACUGACUGAAUGGGACACAUAUCUCAUCUGUUAUUAUAACACUGAUGAUGGUGAUCAGUGUACUAGCACUGUGGAUAUAACCAUCUACCAGCCUCCAGAAAGUGUCUCCAUCAGCUUUGUAAACCACACUGGGAUGAUGUUUGAGAAUCAGCAGUACACCCUGCAGUGUAGCGUACAGAACGUAGCUCCUGUUCAGAGCCUCACUGUGACCUUCUACAGAGGAAACACAGCACUGGGUCACCUACAGUCCAACAGUGAACAGAAGAAACCAGUGAAUGAGACCUUUACUCUGAACAUCACUCCCAGUAGAGAACAUGAUGGAGCCCAGUACUGGUGCGAAACCAAGCUGGAGCUGGGACCAGAUGGACCACAGCGCCCUCCAGUGGUGACAUCAGAAAAACUCCCUGCUAUAGUUCACUAUGGGCCUGAGCUAAAGGAGCCACCAAAUCCAGAUGUGAUCACAAUCACAGAAGGAGACACUCUACACCUGAACUGCUCCUCUGUGGGAAACCCCAGCCCCUCAUACACCUGGACACUUCCAACAAAUAGUCCUUCCUACAGUGUCAGCGUUCUCACUAUUAAAUCUGUCGGCUUUGAGCAUGAAGGACAGUAUAUCUGCACUGUGAGCAACACAGUAGGGACUGUCACCAAGGAGUUUAACAUUGAUGUACAAGUCAACUCCAUCCCAUAUAUAAUAGCUGGGAUGAUACUGGGAGCUCUGGUCCUUGUCGGACUGUCAGUGGGAUGCUACUGCAAACACAACUGAAUGGGAAACUACAAACUCAAUAAAAUUAUUGUUACUGACAGCUGAAGAAAUGACUGGUUAAAAUACUUGUUAAUAAAUGGUUAAAAUGUAUUUUUGAUACUGAUUCUGAUGAGCAGCUUGUAACUGUCUAUCUUCUGUAAGUAAACUUGUUGUGUCACGAUCCUGGGUCUUUUGACCCAGCGUUUUGAGUUUUAGUUUAUGUUCAUGUUUAUGGUUUAUGUUUAAGCCUUUUAGGUUUUCUAAGUUCAUUUUUUAUCAUGCCGAGGUUGUUAUAGUUCUUUGUUAUUAGAUUUCCCUUGUGACUUCCAACCCCUGUUCAGUCUCCCUAGCCCUUCAUGUGUUUCAUGUCUGUGUCUUAUGUUGUCAAGUUCAGGUUAUCAUGUCUGCGUCUUAUGUUUCCUGUCUUAUUUUGAAGAGGCCUUGUGUUUCUAUGGUCAAUGUGUUUAGUUUUACUCUUCCUCUGUGAUGUCGUUAUGGUCAUGUGUGUCAGCUGUUUCCCCAUGUGUUCCCACUUCCCUCAUUAUCCUCCUGUGUGUAUUUAGUCUGUGUGCUUUCACUUUUUCUUUGUCGGAUCGUCUGCGUGGUUCCCAUGCCAUGUCCUGCGUUCAGGUUUUUCAUAUAUCCUCAUCACGUUGCCAUAUUUAGAGUUUGUUUGUUUUUUCUAUUUGCCAGGGUUUUUCAUGGUUCAUGUUUCCUUUCUAGUUUACCCAGUUUAGGUUUAGGUUAUUGCUUAGUUUGCAUUGUUUUCGCCCUUUUAUUUUGUACUGUUCUGUCUGCUUUAAUAAACGGCUCAUCAUCAGUUAA
Messenger RNA from Oreochromis niloticus (Nile tilapia), 1982 nucleotides. RefSeq names its product vascular cell adhesion protein 1. Gene Ontology annotation, molecular function: integrin binding. Lineage: Eukaryota; Metazoa; Chordata; Actinopteri; Cichliformes; Cichlidae. The transcript has 5 exons. The record is from RefSeq and is a predicted model, not a curated record. The coding region runs from base 159 to 1178 and encodes 339 amino acids. Gene Ontology annotation, cellular component: plasma membrane. Gene Ontology annotation, biological process: cell adhesion.